AAUAUCUCCCGGUGCGGAUGCACUCUGCCACAGUAAAAAGAGGCAAUUACGGUUUCACUUCUAAAAUAAAACAAUACAUGGGACAAUGCUGACGUAAUGCCUGAGUCAUCCAUGCUCUUUGACUUUGGUCGGCGCUGGCCCGCCCAUCAGACGUUGUGACAGCACAGGCCGUGUUUCCAGGUGCUGUUGCAGUGAAGAUGGACUUUAGUACUAGUUGUAAUGGCUUAUUGGCCUUCUGAAGCUAGCUAGCUGUGUCUCGGAGGUUUGUUUUUCCCUGUCAAAUCUCCGCGGAGAGGGAGCGAGAACUGGGCUAGCCUCACAAAGACCACAAAAAAUGCACCCUGACUCGGAAUUGAGAAUUUGAACUGCAUCGCUGGGAUAAAUCAUUUAUGUGGUCAUGGCUGGGCUGAUCAAGAAACAGAUCCUCAAACACCUCUCCAGGUUUGCUAAGAACCUGUCCCCAGACAAGAUCAACCUGAGCACACUGAAGGGCGAGGGCCAGCUCACAAACCUGGAGCUGGAUGAGGAGGUACUGCAGAGCAUGUUGGACCUGCCCACCUGGCUGGCCAUCAACAAAGUGGGCUGCAACAAGGCUGCCAUCCGGAUCCCAUGGACCAAGCUGAAGACCCACCCCAUCUCUCUGACCCUGGACAAGGUGGUAAUGGAGAUGAGCACCUGUGAUGAGCCCCGCCCUCCCAACGGCCCGUCUCCCAUAGCAACAGCCUCGGGGCAAAGUGAGUAUGGCUUUGCUGAGAAGGUGGUGGAGGGCAUCUCUCUGUCCAUCAACUCCAUCGUGGUGAAGAUCAGUGCCAAGGCGUUCAACGCCUCCUUUGAGUUGAGCCAGCUGCAGGUCUACUCUGUCAACACCAGCUGGAGCCUGUCAGACCUCCGCUUCACACGCAUACAGGACCCACACAGAGGAGAGAUCCUGACGUUUAAGGAGAUCAGCUGGCAGAUGAUCCGCAUUGAGGCGGACGCCAUCCAGAGUGCCCAGAACGAGAUGCUGAGUGCCCCCAUCCGCCUCAUCACCAACCAGUCCAAGAUCAGAGUCACCCUGAAGAGACGGUCCAAGGACUGUAACGUGGUGGCCUCUAAGCUGAUCCUGAUCCUAGAUGACCUGCUGUGGGUGCUGACUGACUCCCAGCUCAAAGCCAUGGUCCAGUACGCCAAGUCACUCAGCGAGGCCAUGGACAAGUCUGCUCAGCAGAGGAAGAGCAUGGCCACCGAGGACCAGGAAUCGUCGGCGCCCCCCUCAGCCCAGCAGGUGCGUAGCCAGCAGGUGCCGUCAGGCACAGCGGCUGACCAGAGCGCCACCAUGGCUAAUCUGUUCGCUGCCUUCGACGUGUGUGAGACCUCCCACCACCUGCAGAUCACACACCUCGACCUGCACAUCUGUGACGACAUACACGCCAAGGACAGAGUGAUCAAUAAGCGGAUAACUGGUGGGGCCAUGCAGCUCUCCUUCAGUCACAUUACCCUGGACUACUAUCCCUCCCACAGAGCAGGUGAGAGUUGUCUCCACUGGAUGCAGUACAGUGAGGCCACUAAGGCCAUGGAGGGCUGGGCCAGGAGUCUGCUGGAGGAGUUCAAGUCUAACGUGGAGAUGUUGAAGACCGCCAAGAGAGACCGGGAGGGCCCGGCCAACUCUCACUCCUCACCACAGCACGGUAAGAUCAGUACUAGUUCUACCAGUAUCCUCAGUUCUCCCCAGACCCCCAAGACGCAGCUCCUGUCCAGCUCCAUUGUCCUCAGGAUAGCUGACUUCAGCAUCUACCAGGUGUCCACAGCAGACCAGCGUCGCUCCAGCCCUAAGGCCAUGAUCUCCUGUAAUAAGAAGUCCCUGUACCUCCCUCCUGAGAUGCCUGCCAUCCACGUCGAGUUCACCGAAUACUACUUCCCUGACGGAAAAGACUACCCCAUCCCCUGCCCCAACCUGUAUGUGCAGCUGAAUGCGCUGCAGCUGGUGCUGGACCCCAGGAGCCUGGUGUGGUGCAACCUGUUUACGCUGGACCUGAGGCAGAGCCUGGAACAGUUCAUGGAGCUCUACAAGCUCAACGACGAGGAACAGAAGCCUGACGAGCACAUCGACAUCAGGGUGGACGGACUAAUGCUCAAGUUGGUAGUACCCACGGACAGGGACCCCUCCUAUCCCCAGGACCUCCCCCGCUCCGUCUCUGUCCAAUGCUCGGAGAUGGUGGCCACCAACACCCGCCACCCCCCCAACUGCUCCCGCUCCCACCUGGAAGCCCUACUCCUCUCCUUCCAAGAACAACAGUUCUUCUCCACCUCCUUUUCCUCCUUCCCUCGCUCCUCCACCUCCUUCCCGGUGAUCCACCCCGUUUUCCAACGCCACGCGCAUGAGCAGGACACUAUGUUGCACAAUGUGUAUAAAGGGUUGGUGUCGCCCUCGUUGGGCGUGGAUGCCCUAAAAAUGCCAGCUGCCACAGACUUGUGGGCGGUUCAUUUUGCCCAGUUCUGGGUGGACUACGAGGGGACGCGCGGCGGGAAGGGGCGGCCCCAGCCUUUUGUUGACGCCUUCCCCCUCACUCUGUGGGCGUGCCAGCCGGGCAGACACGCCCAGCACCAGGAGCGGCUAAUGGGCGGGGCUUCGAGAGGGCAGAGAACGCCCCUUGCUGCAGGCCUGGCCAAGAGCGAGCCUGUGGAUACCGUAGGACGUCUGCAGAGGAAGAGGCUUUUAAAGGAGUACUAUAGUACUGUUACGGACGCCACGGCAACAGAGGCCUCACUGCCGCCUAGCAACGGGCUUCACAAGCCACUGUCCCUGGACAACAUCCCCCCACCUUCCUCGUCUUCCAGUAAGGAGGCAGACAUGCACAUGUUAGUGCACGUACAGAAGCAUUUGAGCGCACAGGUGAGCCACAGGCAGUACAUGUUCCUGAUGCGGCUGCAGCGCAGCAUCAAAGCCUUGCAGCACACCCUGCAACAGGACCUGGAGGGGAUGGGCUUCAAACGAGACAAGGCAAAGACCACAUCGGACCCCCCUCCAGACCACCAUCCCUUCAGUGCCUGUGUGGGGAUCCUGCUCAAAAGUGCGGAGAUAGCUCUCCUCUUGAAGCCGGUCCCCCAGCCCGAGGGUCCUGGUUCCCCCCUAGGGUCGGAGUUGUCCCCCUCGGAGAGUAGAUGCACCUUGGAGACUGGGAGUGAUGGAGGGGAGGGGGGGGAUAGAGGAACCCACGUAGAGGGGGCUGGGACGAAGGGAAGCUGUACAGUGGACCAGCUUAUGUGUGGGGUAGAGGGUGGGAUAACGCAAGGCCCCGCCCCUCUCAUCCCCGCCUCUGCCCCCAACCUGAAGGCGUCUUUUGACGAAAGGACAGGGAGAUCGAGUUCAGAGGAGUUGGGAGAGGCUAUCCUGGAGGCCCGGACUGGGGGAGAGGAGCCGGGGACCGGAGUUGAUUGUACAGCCCAGCAGGGUGAGUCCUCCAGGGCAGACCCCACUCUCUCAGACCCACUCUCCACCAAAGACUGGAACGAGAAGAACCCUGGGGCCAGAUUGCCUGAGUCUAUGUCCAGGAAAGGCAGUCUGUCAGUGGUUUCUGACCGGCUCAGCUCCUCAAACACCCGGUCCACCUCCCUUUAUUCUAUUUCCAACAUUGGGCGUCUGAUGAGGGAGCGUUCCCAGUCCAGUUUCUCAGUGUCCUAUAAGAACAUGAAGAAGACUCCGUCUCUGCAGUCCUUGGACAACCUCUCCAUAGACAGCUACCUGAUGGAGGACGGAGACACAGACACAUACAGCCUGCUGGAGAGGGACGACGUGUCCAUCUCAGGCUUUAAGGAUGUGGUGAGGGAGCAGAGUGCCACAGAAAUUGCCAAGGAGGCAGCAGCAGUAGCGGCCAUGGGCACAGGGGAGCAGGACGGUGCUGGCUCACCAGAUACUGUCAGUGCCACCUCCCAGAGCAUCGACGAACCUACCAAAGACAUGGUGUCGGUGCUGGUGCUGAAAGUGCAGUGUGUGUGUGGGGGGAUGGAAGUGCGAGGGGAGAGCACAGCUGUAUCUCUGGAGGUGGGCUGCGUCAGACCCACACAGCUGGGAAACGUCAGCCUCCGACAAUACCUCAGCAACCGCAGCCUCGGUAUGGUACCCACUGCUCAGGGCAGCACUAUUGUACCCCCUGCCCCAGGCAGCGAAGGUGGCGGUCUGGAGGCCAAUACAGACGGGACCACCCAUCUCCCGGAGGUCAGGGCUCGGCUGGAGAGCGGGCCCUGUGCCGCCGCCCACUCCCCCCUGGCCGAGACCAACGGUUUCCUCCAGCUGCGUCUCCACGGCUAUCGGGCCAGCUUCCUCAUGUCGUCGCUAAGGAACCUGGCUCACUUCCUGGAGGAUGACUCCGCCCCCCAGGUCCUCCCAAUGGAGAUCAGCGUCAGGGACACACACAUCGACCUGAAGGAUGAUGGUCUCCGUGACAACCCGUCUGACCCUGAUCCCACCCCCAUCACCCUGCACAUCUCCAGCCUGCUCAUCCACAGGACCGACGAUGGAGCCUUCUCUAUAGGGGUGGAAAAUACGUCUGAGGCGGGGCCUAAGAAAGAAGUCCAAUUGAUUGACAGCGGUCUGUCUCCAGUCUCUGAGAGUGUGGUCAACAGCACUCCCAAGGCCACACAGACCCCCAGCCCUCCUAGCCCUAGCACAACCCCCUCCAACAAAGAACAGCUGCUGAUAGAGGAGAACGAGUGUUUGAAACUGGAGCUCUCCAAAGCCAAGAUGGCUCUAGCUGAGGCCCAAAUGGAGAAGGACUCCCUGUUACACCGCAUGAAGACUCUCAAAGUGAACAGCAGCUAGGGUAGGCCACCAGAGGCCCAGUGACCACCAGUCUGUAGUGCUGCAUAUCACCACAGGGGGGAAGCAGAGAGGAGAGAGGGGGUGCUGGAUACUGCAGCUACUUGAUAUAGCAUCACACAAGUAUUAUUCAAGCAUCAGCCAGGUCAUUCAAGCCUGUUCUGAUGAAGGGCUGGUCGCCUAAGAACUAGACCACACACACACAGUCCAUGAAGUCUACUCCUUAACACACACACACACACACAGUCCCUGAGAACUAGAGUAGGGCUACUUUUUCACUACCACCCUCAUCUCAGGAACUGGAGAGUGGACAGUGUUAGACUUUCAUCCCCUCCUCGAUACAGUGCUGCCGUGUCAUCCCUGGGCUGGGACUAGGACUGCAGUACACAUGCUAGUUUUACAUGAUUGUUGUGCUUGUUUUGAGUUUCUCUCUUUAUGCAGUAAGUUAGUGUUCAGUCUCUCCAGUAAUCCGACUCUGCAAGCCAGAGCAGCCUCCUAAAUAUGGGAGCAUAAGGAGGGAUGAAGGGGAGAGGGGACAAAUCUAAAUUAAACAGCCCUCAAGUGGAAUGGAGGGGCUAGGGAGGGGGGGUGGGAGUCCUGAAUGUUAGGCUUGGGGGAAAAGUUGCCCUCCCUGAAUCGUUACCUUAAAUAGGAGAAACAAUGCAAAAAUGGGCAACUUUAUCAAGCAUCAUAUUUUUGAGGAGCAUAUUCUAUAUGUAAUGACCUUUGAUGGGAGGGGCUUGCCUGGGUGGGGUGAGACACUGAAUGUCAUAACUUUGGAGGAAUGUCUUAAAAAUAGACUUAUUUUGCACUGCGCUGAAACUGAACAUGUCAUUUGGUGCUUAUGGAAAAAAAUGUAUCUAGCGCUGAACCAAUUGUAUUUGGUGUGUGUAUGGUAAUGUACUUAUGAGGGGCAAAGCGUACACAAUGUUUUCUACAGAAUUCUGAAUGGUUGUGCAGUGUGUUUAACAUGUAUUUGUCAUGUAACUAAAACAAGCAUUUCAAUUAAUUGAAAAGGGAAAAUAUACAAUUAUAUAUUUU
This is a messenger RNA of Oncorhynchus mykiss (rainbow trout), 5836 nucleotides long. The record is from RefSeq and is a predicted model, not a curated record. Lineage: Eukaryota; Metazoa; Chordata; Actinopteri; Salmoniformes; Salmonidae.